Molecule: messenger RNA, 2929 nt
Organism: Phialemonium atrogriseum
Lineage: Eukaryota; Fungi; Ascomycota; Sordariomycetes; Cephalothecales; Cephalothecaceae
Exons: 1
Coding region: 104-2911 (935 amino acids)
Source: RefSeq, a predicted model, not a curated record
CGGGAAGGCUCGUGAAGCAUUCCAAAAGCUGGGGCCCGAGAUCAAGGAGUGUCUCGAGGCAUCGAACGUCCCCCUUGGCGAAACGGUUUCGUGGUCCAUCUAUAUGAUAGGCCGUGCCGAACAAACGGCCGCUCCGAAGAUUCUUAUCUGCUCAACCGACCCGAAAACUCGGAAACUCAUCCGCAAAACUAUCAAGGAGAGCAUGAUCAUGAGUCAACACCCAGGAAUCGGCUUGGGAGACGUCCCUGUUUUACCGGACAGACAAGUCAUACAGCAGCUCGCGGCGCCUGAAGCUCUUCAAGCUCUUCUCCCUGAUGGCUGUGACAUUGAAGUCGCCGUUCUGGCCGAGGAUACUAAGCCUCGCUUGGGAGCACGACUCUUUGUGGUCAAUCGCCGUGACUACUCUCUGCGUCAAAUCACGGGAGGGGCAGUCGUCCUUUUUGGCUCCCACUGCUACCAGCUGACAGUGGCUCAUGCUUUCCGAGACGCCCGCGAGACUCCGCAGUCGCCUAUUCCGCCGGAAGCCGUAAGCGACGACUGCGAUUUUGACGGCAUGAGCGACGACGACCUAAGCGACAAUGAUGACGAUGGAGUGAUGGCGACAGGUAGCGUGACUUCAGACGAGUCUGACAAGACCUCCUUUACGACGGGUCUAGAUGGAGCCCCGGCCAGCGAAACAUCGUCAGUUACAACCCUCAGAGACGUCAUAGAUUCGUCGCCAGAACCACGUUCAUCGCCCCAGCCCGAUCCGCCCGGUUCAGAUGUCCCUUAUCCAGACUUUUCGUGCCUGAAAUAUUAUGGACAGAUGGCCAACAGACUUUCCGCAAUGGAUUACGCCUUCAUUGAGCUGGCCGCAACGGACACCACAAAUGCCAACGACCUGACCCUAACGGGCCACCAGACCAUCUCUGGUUUCGGUGUGAUAGGAAAAGACGAUACUCUUGUUUUCGCAGCCAUGCCUCGUCAUGGAGUUGUUUCGGGGACGCUCAUUCCUACGCCGACCUUCAUUCGAUUUUCAGGAGAGGGCAGCUUUCAGCGUGUGUACCCCUUGCAUCUGGACAAAGUCGUGGACAACGGAGACUGUGGAACCCCAGUAAUGGACCAGAAGACGUGCGACUUGUACGGCCAAAUCGUCGCUGGCGGGACAGGUUCCAGAGUAGCUUACCUCGCCCCAGUUGGCGAUGCGUUCCAGCAUAUCGAGAAACCAUGGGCCAUACAUUUCGGCCUGCAAGCAAAGCCCUUCGGUAAUCCUACACUAGCUAGAGAGCGAGACACUGGGGAAGCAGUCACGUCUGAUCACCCCGAUGCUUCCGGUUCCACCUCGGAGCACUCAAAACUGCCAUCCACUCCAGUUGCACAUAUACAGCGUCUUUCUCCGAAUCAAUGGGAAGUACCACCAGCACCGUCACCACCUCUGCCUCGGGAGAUGCCGACGUCUGAUAUUCCCUUCGAAAGAAUGACCGAAGCCGAGGCCAGGGAAUCGCUUUCAGAGUAUUUUGUAUUCCAAUUCGAAAAGGCGAUUGAUUCCGAUCCUGGAGUGAAUAAGACCGACUCGGGUUGGUGGAACGUCCUUCGGACGGAACUUACGGAGAUGCAAAAGAGCGAAACGAUUCAACGUAUUCGUCACCUCAACAGGGAGACACCCAGUCUCACACAAAAAAGGAACACGCUGAAUCAGCCUCAGCUGAGACAACUUGACAAGGCUUCCGAGGAUCUGGCACGCGGACGAGAUCCACGAUUUUGCGUGGAGCUUGUUCAGAUUGAUCAUCAGCUCAGGCCAAAGGUUCGCCAUUUUGGCAAGAAACCCAGUCGUCACGAAUCGAACCGGGAAGGGAAAAAGACGUCAAUGGAGCGUAUCGCAUUGCUUGGUUAUUAUAGACUCUCUCCCAGGCCGGACCAAGAUGCCAUUUCCCUUCUAAACCAGCACAAGAGGCCGCCAAACAUACCAAAUACGCUACCAGUGCAGCCUCUCCCUCUAAACCAGCCACAGGUUCAGAGGCAACAUCCCCAGAAAACGCCUCUGCUCGCCCCCAAGCCGCCUCUUGUCGUGAAUUCACCUAAGCCCCAGUCACAGACAGCCUCGACGGCGCGGCUCGAAGUCAUAAAUCGCUCCGACUUUGCUUCAGACAGCGACUCGGAUUCGUCUUUUGUCAGUGAUGGGGUGUGGUCCCAAAACGAGGGGGCAUCCUCUGUGAGCACGGCGACAGAGAGUGAAUAUUCAAGUUCGUCAAGGCGGGGACACACGAGACCACAUCCACGGCAUCUUGAACCCCCAGGAGCCGCCCAUUUAUGGGCCAGGCAACGUGCACAGGGGUUUCAAUUCUCCAAGAUGACCAACGAGAUCGAGAUGUACCAGCCAACACUGUCGUCUCGUCCUGAUCAUAGGUCGUUUAUUCCACACGCACCUCGUCCACCCUCACCUCCUCCACUCACCCGCUUGUGGACGCCAGAACAGAUAGAACAACUCAAAUCCGAGUAUUUUGAGCGCGGACGAGCACAGGGCAUUGCUGAGUCUCGUGAUAGGGCGCAAGCAGGCACCGUGGAUGCGAUAUAUCGGCAUCGAGCCACGUCGCCUCAACGUACUGCCCAAAGAGAUCAGCGUCACGUCCGCUUUUCCCUCCCCAGCGAACCUGUACUUCAGGACGUCGGGUCCGAUGAGCGAAAGCUGGGAGAUUCAACGUAUCUCAAGGAUACAGACUCUGUGUGGAGAGGCGAGGCUCGAAAGCGUAAUGAAGAGGCUCUGGUGCUUGAGGAUGAGGCUUUUAACCCUUCCGAGCAUCUGCAAUCUGACUUGCAAACAUUCCAUCCGUCAAACCAGUUGAGUAAACUGGACAAGGCUGGCACGACAGUCGCUGCGCAAUCCAAAGAAGAUGCGCGCGCGUCGUCUGACUUGGUCGGUGAUGCUGCUUGAGAGCGGAACGAUAUCUAG